Molecule: messenger RNA, 856 nt
Organism: Pimephales promelas (fathead minnow)
Lineage: Eukaryota; Metazoa; Chordata; Actinopteri; Cypriniformes; Leuciscidae
Source: RefSeq, a predicted model, not a curated record
GGAAGAAAUGUAGUCCGUCCAAUCACAGUAAACGCAUCUUUCCCACGUGACACUUUAUAAACAUUGUGGGAAGCGAACACGAUGUCAGUGAACAGCUGUGUUACGUCUAUCCGGCUUGAUUCCCUCAAGCAAGCUGAUAAACCACAGAUCCACCUGUUACCUUGUGAAAUAGAGCAUGAUGGACCUGCUGAAGUCUUCAAGUUCUUUAAUCCCACUGUGAAGGAACACAAACACGAAACAACAGUGUCAUUCAGAGGUCGAGGGCUGAAGGGUCAGGAAUUGCAUUGUCCACAAGGAUAUACAGGACUAGUGCUGAAAGAGGUCCAAAAGCCUGCAUCCGAUCAAGAGGAUAGAAUAGUUAAAGUUUCUUCAGUGUUCCAUAAUUUCACAUACUGGAACUUGGAGACACCACCCACAUCUGAUGAUGGAGUUGUGAUGGCUAUGGCAUGGCCUCAGCUCGCAGAAGCGAUGCACAGACCAGUAGACGAAUGAUAAUGGACUUUUUUUAUUAUUGUGGAUACCUGCUUCUUUUCAAGUACAUUGUUACAGUAAAACCAAUGUGAAAAUGAUUCUUUUCUGGAAGUCAGAACAGCUAACUCGCUGGGAUGUGAGUACCAAACUGAUAUUGACCAAACUCGCUACCAAACUGAUAUUGAAGUAUGAAUGUCAUAAUGUAAUAUGACUAACUAUUAAAAUUUUGUUUUAUUGUUUACCUUGUGCAAGCUUUUACUUUCGCCAUAUAUUUGUCCAUUAUUUACCAGUAAGUAAUACUUUUUGAUCUGAUAUACCCUACCAUUUUAAAUUUUGGAGUCAUUGAGAUGUUUUUUACAUUUCUGAUUAAAGUCUCUUAUGCUCA